Phaeodactylum tricornutum CCAP 1055/1 is the source of this 510-nucleotide messenger RNA. RefSeq lists its product with no specific name. The transcript has a single exon. NCBI's taxonomy places the organism in Eukaryota, Bacillariophyta, Bacillariophyceae, Surirellales, Neidiaceae. The record is from RefSeq and is a predicted model, not a curated record. The annotation marks the transcript as partial.
AUUGUGCUGGUCGCCUUGGCGCGCCCUCAUGUGAAAAACGCCUUCAACAACGAUGUGUACGAAGAUUUAAUUGAAAUUCUCCAUUGGACAUCCCGUGAUCCUUCAGUUGCCGCCGUUGUUCUCACCGGCUCUGGAUCGUACUUUAGCAGCGGUGCGGAUCUCAAAGGCGGUACCUUCGAGCCCGAACCGCGGGGACGCCAAACAAUCCACAAACCCGCCGGACGCUUCAUGAUGAGCGUGAUUGCUUAUCCCAAGAUACUGGCCGCAGCCGUCAAUGGUCCGGCGGUAGGGAUUGCAACCACAACCUUGAUGCAUUGUGAUUUGGUAUAUUGUUCGCCAACGGCAACGUUCUGGGCUCCCUUUACCCGGCUGGCGCUCGUACCAGAGCUCUGCUCUUCAGCGACCUUUAUGGCCACCAUGGGUCUUUCCAAAGCCAACGAACUUUUAUUGAUGGGAAAGAAAAUUGACGCCCUAACUGCAGUCCAAUGGAACCUGUGCUCCCAAAUCGUG